AUGAGACAGGUGUUUAUCAUACUGAUUUUAGCAUCUAUAUGUUUUGCCCAAUCCCAACUGAGAGGACGCCAAUAAAUUGGUAUUGCUGCAAUUGAUAUGAGUAGAGAAAUAGGAUCUUAGCCUAGAUGAAUAUUCAUUCAUGCAAUUUCACUACCACACACCUCCAAUGGACGUAAUGAUGAUGAAUCACGAACUCGAAAUCCAGAGAAUGAUGGGAGUCCCCGGAGUUGUGAUGAUGAAUUAUGUUAUAGAGGAAUCUCCAUACAAUCCCAUAUCAUGGUGA
Messenger RNA from Paramecium octaurelia, 283 nucleotides. The record is from the annotation of a GenBank genome assembly. NCBI's taxonomy places the organism in Eukaryota, Ciliophora, Oligohymenophorea, Peniculida, Parameciidae.